Messenger RNA from Triticum aestivum (bread wheat), 965 nucleotides. RefSeq lists its product as uncharacterized. Lineage: Eukaryota; Viridiplantae; Streptophyta; Magnoliopsida; Poales; Poaceae. Gene Ontology annotation, cellular component: nucleosome. The transcript is spliced from 2 exons. Gene Ontology annotation, molecular function: structural constituent of chromatin; DNA binding; protein heterodimerization activity. The record is from RefSeq and is a predicted model, not a curated record. The coding region runs from base 1 to 804 and encodes 267 amino acids.
AUGGGUACCCCGGCGAAACCAGGCGGUGCUGACGGCGGCGGGCCACCCGGCAGUGGCGCCAACGACGCGGAUCCCGAGCCAUAUGAGCUUUGCGGGAGCUUGAACCCUAGCGAGGCGACGGAGAAUGUGGAGCUGCAAUAUUCAGUGGAAUACGUGAUGGCCAGAGCCUUCGUCGCGACGGUGAAGUUCGCGCCAUUGUGUGCACCAGCGCGAAAACAUCGCGCCCCGCCCACAGCCCAAAACUUUGGCGCCGGCGGCCAUUCCCGCAAUCGGCGCCUCCCGCCAGGUCAUCGAUCCGCGGCAUCCGUCCCCCGGAUCGCAAUCUCAACCGUGCAUUCCAUCUGCAUCGAACGGCAGCAACGCGCCUCCUCCCACCUCUCGUCCACCUUAAAAUCCCCUCCCCACAUCCGGCAAAUCUCACAACACAAUUCACCACCGCUCCUCAACCUCCUCCGUCCGCUCGCAGCUCGAACCAAGGAGAGACCGUCAGCCAUGUCCGGCCGCGGCAAGGGAGGCAAGGGGCUCGGCAAGGGCGGCGCCAAGCGCCACCGGAAGGUGCUGCGCGACAACAUCCAGGGCAUCACCAAGCCGGCGAUCCGGCGCCUCGCUCGGAGGGGCGGCGUGAAGCGCAUCUCCGGCCUCAUCUACGAGGAGACCCGCGGCGUGCUCAAGAUCUUCCUCGAGAACGUCAUCCGCGACGCCGUCACCUACACGGAGCACGCCCGCCGCAAGACCGUCACCGCCAUGGACGUCGUCUACGCGCUCAAGCGCCAGGGCCGCACCCUCUACGGCUUCGGCGGCUAGGCUCUUCCUCGCCACCCCACUGCAGAUCCCGAAAGUUUGAUGAUACCGCGACUUGUGUAGUUCGCUAGUUCCUCUGUAGUUCGCUAUUUCCUCUGUAUUUCGUACUGAAUCGUGCAGCAAAGUUAUUCGCAGUUUGUUAGAAAUCAAACAUGUCUCUGAAA